UUAUCUCUACUCCCCAAAAGAUAUGUUGGCAGUCAUCCGCCAAGUGUAUGACCCACCAGUAUACAUUGGAAAGGUCCCACGACUGAGGGUUUACUAGACAGUAAUAAUACUGUUUUCCUGACAGUAGCUAACCCCCUCAGUGUCCUGGAAAUCUUGCUUCUGAAACACCUCAGAGGCUCAUGCUGUCCCUAACCCCUCCAACUUAAAAGUGCAUGAUCGGCCUGUCCUCACAAGCCCCGUGCAGCUCUUUGUGCCCACGGGUCUUGUCCCUGUGUGCUAAUAAACACACUUUCUUCCACUGAAGAAUUCUUUCUUGGCCGUCGGCUCUGAACCCCAACAUUUCCACAUCACCUGUGCGUUUUGUUUUGCCUGCAUGGGACACAAAUGCUCUCUCACAGAACGUGUCCCCUGCUGUCCCCUGUGAGACACCUGUGUUCGGUGUCUUAGCCUGGCUGCUCGGGGGUCCAGAGAAGCCUGGGCCACGUCCUCUGUGCUGCCGGUCCCCUCUGUGGGGUCCCUUUUGUGUUCAGGGAGUACAGUCAGCCUCCAGGCCUGGCCACUCAUGAGCUGGGUGACCGAGCCUGUCCUUUGGCUUAGACUGUCCUGUGAGGGGCCAGGAAUCUGCCUCUGGCUAUCCUUUGUGCCGGGCCCACUGGGUGCACUCACAUGAGCCUUUCCAGACCAGCCUCACGGCCCCCUCUUGCCCCAGUCUGGGCCUGAGCGGGGAGCCACUGAAGGCCACCAUGGGACGCAGCUCCGUGGGCUCCUGCCAGCGAGGGGAGGCUACGGGGGCUAAGCCUCCUUGGGCUCCUGGCCCUGCUGGGCUCCUGAGGUCAGCAGGAUCCUGCUUCUGGCUUCGUCUGGAGGGUGUGGGGGCACGUGUGUGUCUCCUGGGGGUCUGGAAGCCUUGAUCUGUGGGUCUCCCUGCUCUUGCCCUGCCACUCGUGUGCCUCGAGUGCUUGUUGGUGUGGGUUCACGUGUGUGCGGCCCAUGUGUUUGUGCCUGUGAGUGAGUGUGUGCAUUUCCGAACCCAUGUUUGUGUGUUCAGUCAUGUGUCUGCUUCGGUGUCUUCAUGUGUGUUUGCACGUGAGCCUGUGUGUCCCUGCAUGUCCUGAGGGAGUGUCUCCGUGGUUGUGCCCCGUGUCUCCAUACUGUCCCUGAAUCUGCUGCAGUGAAGAUGCAGAGGAAAGUCCUGGGGGACAGCUUGGGAUGCUGAGUCCUAGGGCACCUGCCUGCUCCAUGGUCUCCUGAUUUGCCAGGUAUCCUAGCAACGCUGCUGCCAGUCGCCUAGCAACCAGGUCCCCAUCCUUGGAGAUGGCUGCUCCAAGCAGGGUCUGGGCUAUGUGAGUAGAGCCUGUGCAGGAAGAAGGACCCCAUGACUUGGAGGCUGGUGACUCAGCUAAGGGGUCACCCACACAGCACGUGACCCAAGUGCCAGGAAGGAGGCAGCCCCGUGGGAGCUGUUCAGCUGCACGGGUGCUAGGGGCCCAGGCUGUGAGGAAAUGAAGUUCAGGUGUCACUUUGGGACUCCAGCUGGGGCAGAGACACCCUUGGUGUGUCUCAAAGUGGCAGAUGGACCUGGGUUUCACAACACAGAGGCUUAAUGCUCCCAUCUGCAGAAAGCUGAUGCUGAUGGCGGGGACCUGGUGUGCGGGGACUGAUGAGCCUUCACCGUGGACCUGUGGAGUGCGUGAUGGGCACACAGGGUGCACCGUGGAGUCGAGGCGCCCUGCUGGUCCACAAGGCUCUGACCCACUUAGUGCUGGCCAAGCAGGCGUCCUGCUGCGCACAUACCCUCUUCUUGGCCUGCCCCUGCUCCGCCGGGGACACCGGCUGAGGGGCCCUUUCUGGGCCCAGAAUGCCAACCGGGGCUGGUCUGGGUCCACCUGAGGCAGUGUCUCUGUGUGUUAGAUGAGGCCUCGCCUCCGUGUCCCAGUCUGUGCGUCUUGUGGGCGUCCCCCUGAGUCUCUGUCCCCUGUCCCUGUCUGUGUCCUUGUGUGUAUGUCUAUCCCUCGACUCAGUUCCCGUGUGGAUCUGCGUCCCUGUCCGUAUCUGUGUGUGGGAGCUGGUCUCUGUCGUUCAUCUCGCAGUGUGCGCUCAAAGGACAUCCAGUGCGGGGCCCCGGCCAUCCCCCCUUCCCUGAGGCCCCUCACCCCGCCCUCAGGGCCCCUCCUCCUCAGGAGCGGCAGGCUCCGCCCCAUCCCUCAGCUCCGCGCCAGGCUGCGGCGUCUGGUCUGGCAUCUGCUGGGAAGGAGUCGCGCGCUCCCGCCGCAGCCCCAGCCCCGUGCAGCCCCGCGCGGACCUGCGGCUGGUCCGGCAGUGGCAUCCCAGCCCCGCGCCGGCGGGGCUGAGGGUUAGAGCCGCCACAGCCUCGGCUCCCACGGAGGUUGCUAAGGCACCAGGUGGCUUUGCACACAGGGAGGCAGAAUGGAGUCCCUCUUCCCUGCCCCCUUCUGGGAGGUCCUCUACAGUGGCCACCUGCAGGGCAACCUGACCCUCCUGAGCCCCAACCACAGCCUGCCGCCCCCCCACCUUCUGCUCAACGCCAGCCACGCCGCCGCAUUCCUGCCCCUUGGGCUCAAGGUCACCAUUGUGGGGCUUUACCUGGCUGUUUGCAUUGGGGGACUCCUGGGGAACUGCCUCGUCAUGUAUGUCAUCCUCAGACACACCAAGAUGAAGACGGCCACCAACAUUUACAUCUUUAACCUGGCCCUGGCAGACACCUUGGUGCUGCUGACACUGCCCUUCCAGGGCACUGACGUCCUCUUGGGCUUCUGGCCGUUCGGAAACGCCCUGUGCAAGACGGUCAUUGCCAUCGACUACUACAACGUGUUCACCAGCACCUUCACCUUGACCGCCAUGAGUGUGGACCGCUACGUAGCCGUCUGCCACCCCAUCCGAGCUCUCGAUGUCCGGACGUCCAGCAAGGCUCAGGCUGUCAGUGUGGCCAUCUGGGCUCUGGCGUCCAUUGUCGGUGUUCCUGUUGCCAUCAUGGGCUCGGCGCAGGUCGAGGAUGAAGAGAUCGAGUGUCUGGUGGAGAUCCCCGCCCCACAGGACUACUGGGGCCCUGUGUUUGCCGUGUGCAUCUUCCUCUUCUCCUUCAUCAUUCCCGUACUUGUCAUCUCCAUCUGCUACAGCCUCAUGAUCCGGCGGCUGCGUGGCGUACGCCUGCUGUCCGGCUCCCGCGAGAAGGACCGGAACCUGCGGCGCAUCACGCGGCUGGUGCUGGUGGUGGUGGCCGUGUUCGUGGGCUGCUGGACGCCUGUGCAGGUCUUCGUGCUGGCACAGGGCCUGGGGGUGCAGCCGGGCAGCGAGGCCGCCGUGGCCGUCCUGCGCUUCUGCACGGCGCUUGGCUACGUCAACAGUGGCCUCAACCCCGUCCUCUACGCCUUCCUGGAUGAGAACUUCAAGGCCUGCUUCCGGAAGUUCUGCUGUGCCCCGGCCCUGCGCCGGGAGACGCAGGUGUCCGACCGUGUGCGCAGCAUCGCCAAGGACGUGGCCCUUGCCUGCAAGACUUCUGAGACAGUACCACGGCCCGCAUGACUAGGCGUGGACCUGCCCAUGGUGCCCGUCAGCCCGCAGAGCCCAUCAACACCCAACACAGAGCUCACCCAGGUCACUGCUCUUUAGGCUGACACCCAACCUGGGUCCUGGGCAUUGCCGGACUUGCGGACUUCCGCGUGGCCUCAGAGGGCCUGGUGACGUCAUGGGACAGGUCAGAUGGUAGCUGCCUUCCUCAUGCAUAGCAGAGAGGGGACCCCUGCCACGAGUGUGCCCAGCCAGAGCCCCUGCCAACACCCUAACCCUCAUGGGACUCUGCUGGCCUCUCCCCCGCGGCGCCCUGCGGGCUCUGGGAAUGGGCACACCUGGAGGUGUGACAGCAGUGUGCCACCUGCUCCCUGUGCCAUGUGCUCUCUGCGGGGGGCCCUGCAACCCCUCCUUGGGGUUUGGAGCUGUCGGUGAGGACUUGCCUGGGCCUCAAGGGACGUCACUUCCCUGUCCCCCACGCCCGCCUCUGAGAGGCUUCUGAGGGGCUUUUCGCUCCUGAAGCACAAAGAACCAUCAACCACAGAUGUGGCUGUCUGGGGUGUGGAGGUGGCUUGGAGGGACAGUGGGCUGCUCGGUCACCUCAGGCCACUUUGUCGUUCUGGAAACAGCCCCGGAGUCCUGGUCUUGGCUGCACAGAGCUGGAGGGGAGGGUCGCUCUGCUGUGCUCUGUCCUUGGGUCCUCCAAGGCUCUCUUGAAAUCAGAGGUCAGCAGUUUUGCGGCCGACAGGCCCUUGCGCCGUUUGGACCCUGGUGGACCUGGAAGAGGAGUUGGCCAUGGGGACGGACUCUGCUCUGCCUCUCUGGCGACCGGCCCCGGCGUCACUGACAAACCUCCAGGGGUCUGUGGCGGGGGGCGCUGAGCUUCCCGCUACCACUGUGAGAAUGGUCUGGAGCGGGAACACCGUUGCUGGGGAGGGGGCUCCCUGCUGUGGUCCCCGGAGGAGCACCCUUCUUGCUCUGUGGUUGGGAGCUGCCGUCUGGCGAAUUUGCAGACACUCUCUCCUGUAGAUAAACUAUGGAAAUCCAACACUGAAAAGACCAUUCCGCCUCCACCCGUGAGCUGAGCAGUGGACCUCAGCCAGGUGGUCUCGGGCUCCUGCAAAGAACAGGAAGCACUGACUUUGGGCUGGCUUCUCCUGCUUCAGGGAGCCCCAGCUCUGUGGGUUCAUUCCUGGGGGGGAUGGAGCUGCCCAGCUGGGGCGUUUUCGUGACAGGCCGAAGGAUGCAUGCUAGUGGGACACGUUGCUUCGUGUAUUUAUGCAUGCGACCAGUGUCAUUUCCCCCACACAGAACCAACCCUAAUCUUGUCUCCAGGGGUCAUUGGGGCCACCAUAAACCCCUUCCCACUGAGCAGGUGUUUCUGACUCCAGUGGGGUGGGGCCGCUGGGGUAAGGAGUCCUCCCACCUGCUCUGGGCUCCUCACUUGGCCAGGCUCUGUCUUCAUGGGAUGGUACCCUUGGAGACUGCGAGGCUACAACUUCCAGAAAGUGUGAUUUCGUGAUGCGCUGGAGGUCUGUUUCCUUUCCUUCAGCACAAAUAGCUUCUCCUUGAACAACCAGCUAUGGCACCUACAUCCUGCCCCUGUGGCUAGAGGCUCCCUGUGGGUCGGGGUGGGGUGAGCUCUUCCCACGGGGCCCCAUGUUUCUCUCACCCCACUUAGUCCCAGCAGACCCCUCGCUGCCCCAGCCCUCUCCCCCUUCCUUGAGCAGACCCAGCAGAGUUUUGGAAGAUGAACAGACAGCCUCCAUUGGUGGCCCUGAGAUGGGGACAUGCCUCCGGCUCUGGUGUGGACCCAGUUUGGUCCAGGUUGACCCUUGGGGUGGGUGACCCUCUCAGAAAGAGGGGUAUCAGAGGGGGCGGUGAGGGCAAGCUUGGGGGGGAAGUGUUUGGCCCCCACAGAGGGGUCGGUGUGCGGUUUCACACCAACCUUAACGAUGGGCACUUGGCUGUUCAAACAGACAGCAUCAAGCGGAAGUUUGGGAAUGAGGGGCCUACAGCAGCGGGUACCUGAGGAGUGCUGGGGAGACUGUGCGGUGGGGCGGGGGGAGCGCGGGUGGUGGGGGUACCCUAACCUGCUUGCCCCGCCCUGCAGGGGAGAUGGGCCCUGAAGGGUCAGGUGCAUUGGCUGGGGUGAGGACCCUG
This is a messenger RNA of Lutra lutra (Eurasian river otter), 5691 nucleotides long. RefSeq names its product opioid related nociceptin receptor 1 (gene OPRL1). Gene Ontology annotation, cellular component: neuron projection; membrane. The record is from RefSeq and is a predicted model, not a curated record. The transcript is spliced from 4 exons. Gene Ontology annotation, biological process: sensory perception of pain; neuropeptide signaling pathway. The coding region runs from base 2428 to 3543 and encodes 371 amino acids. NCBI's taxonomy places the organism in Eukaryota, Metazoa, Chordata, Mammalia, Carnivora, Mustelidae. Gene Ontology annotation, molecular function: neuropeptide binding; nociceptin receptor activity.